Oreochromis niloticus (Nile tilapia) is the source of this 1443-nucleotide messenger RNA. RefSeq lists its product as uncharacterized. Gene Ontology annotation, molecular function: nucleic acid binding. The record is from RefSeq and is a predicted model, not a curated record. Bases 17 to 724 code for a protein of 235 amino acids. Lineage: Eukaryota; Metazoa; Chordata; Actinopteri; Cichliformes; Cichlidae. The transcript has 2 exons.
GUAUGUGCAUAGAAUAAUGGCAUUAGAAGGCAACGAAACCCCUCACAUCCUAGUGUUCGUUGAUGAAGCUGGCUUCAACCUGGCCAAAGGUCGAAGGCGUGGCCGUAACAUCAUUGGCCACCGAGCCACUGUGGAUGUCCCAGGCCAGCGAGGAGCAAAUAUAACAAUGUGUGCCGCUAUAUCAGAAAGAGGUGUGGCCACACACAUUCCCAGUUUAGGGCCCUACAAUACACAAAAGCUCCUCAAUUUUUUGGACCACCUUUAUACUGAUCUGAUCCCAGAAAAUGAGAGAGGUGUAGAAGGACCUCAGCUACCACAUUAUGUCAUUGUGUGGGAUAAUGUGAACUUCCACCGCGGCCCACGCAUCAGAACCUGGUUCACCACCCAUCCCCGGAUGCUAAUGGAGUUUCUUCCACCUUACUCUCCUUUCCUAAAUCCAAUUGAGGAGUUUUUUUCAGCUUGGAGGUGGAGGGUGUAUGAGCAUCAGGCUCAAGACCAGAGGGCCCUGCUGCAUGCAAUGGAUGCUGCAUGUGAGGACAUCACAGGGGAUCAAUGUAGGGGAUGGUUGAGACAUUCACGCCGUUUCUUCCUUCGCUGCAUCGCACGAGAAAAUAUCCGUUGCGAUGUGGAUGAGAAUUUAUGGCCUGACAGAGAGCAGCGCGUCGAUGGCCAGGAGGAUGAGGAUGGUGGCCAGGAAAGAGAGGGUGACAAUGGCGACCACUGAAAAUAUUACUGUACUAUAGUUCUGAAACUUUAUUUACAGUAUGGUAGGCUAGAGGUUUUUUUGUUUUUUUUGUUUUUUGUUUGUGUUUAUAACUGUUCACAUUUACAGAAUCCUGUAUAUGUUUUCUUUUCACAGUAUGUUCUCUAAUGUUAACAUUUCUUUGUACGAAUAAAAAUGUUUACAGUUUCCUUGAGUAUGAGUGGUUUAUUGGAGGCUGAUUUUACUGUAAAAUCUUUUGGUUUUAUUCAUAGUGGUAUUCUGUUGCUAGACCUGUGCCUCAGUGACAAAACGUCUAAGCAUUUUGACUUGCAGUGCUUAAACAAUGCCAAAGGUAUAAUGCAUUUUGGGGGCAUUGACUAUUUAUAUGGGAAGGAUAUUUAGUUUUGACACAUGGAUAAACUCUUUUGGGAGAGAUAUGAGCUUUUGCAGGGGAUCCAUGGUGUUGUGCUAAACCAUCCAGGUUAUUCUGACAAAAGCACUAAAUGAAUGCACAUGUGCCAAGGCAAUUGAGAAGGAUCUGUGCUAUUUUGACUGUACUGACCUUUUAUAUGGGAAAGGAAUCUGCUUUUGAAGCAUGGACGAAGAGUUUGGGGAAAGAUAUUUGAUUUUGCUAGUGAGCUAUAAUGUUGGGCAGCACUGUAAGACUGUUUGGCCAAAUGACCUUAUGGUUUUGAGAAUGUCAUCUCGGUUUCAAGAAAUGAGCCAAACCAAUCGAGAAA